Messenger RNA from Cuscuta europaea, 1469 nucleotides. Lineage: Eukaryota; Viridiplantae; Streptophyta; Magnoliopsida; Solanales; Convolvulaceae. The record is from the annotation of a GenBank genome assembly.
GAAACUCCUAUUUUUGGAACUUGUUUCUUGUUUUACUCCUAUCUAAGGCAAAUACUUGAACAAAAACCAGACAAAAAUAAUAGAGGCUCCCCUCGCGCCAGCAUUCACCAACCACAGAACCUCACCUCUCUUCCGUAUCUUUAAGCCGCCUCUCAACAAACGCUAACACAGAUUGCUACCAUGUCUGGAAGCGGCGUCGUGACGGUCUACGGAAACGGCGCCAUCGCCGAGACGGCUACCAAGCAGUCCCCCUUCUCCGUCAAGGUGGGCCUUGCCCAGAUGCUCCGCGGCGGCGUUAUCAUGGACGUCGUCACACCCGAGCAGGCCCGCAUCGCCGAGGAAGCCGGCGCUUGCGCCGUCAUGGCCCUCGAACGCGUCCCCGCCGACAUCCGUGCCCAGGGAGGCGUCGCCCGCAUGUCUGACCCUCAGUUGAUCAAGGAGAUCAAGCAGGCCGUCACGAUUCCCGUCAUGGCCAAGGCCCGAAUCGGGCAUUUCGUGGAGGCUCAGAUCCUCGAGGCUCUCGGCAUCGAUUACGUCGACGAAUCGGAGGUUCUCACCCUCGCGGACGACCAGAACCACAUCAAUAAGCACAAUUUCCGCAUCCCCUUCGUCUGCGGCUGCCGGAACCUCGGCGAAGCGCUCCGCCGCAUCCGCGAGGGCGCCGCCAUGAUCCGGACCAAAGGUGAGGCCGGCACUGGAAACAUUAUCGAGGCCGUCCGCCACGUCCGGUCCGUCAUGGGAGACAUCCGAGUGCUCAGGAACAUGGACGAUGACGAGGUUUUCACUUUCGCGAAGAAGAUUCAGGCACCUUAUGACCUUGUGAUGCAGACCAAGCAACUGGGAAGGCUCCCGGUGGUUCAAUUCGCAGCCGGAGGGGUGGCUACACCUGCUGAUGCGGCGCUUAUGAUGCAGCUCGGCUGCGACGGCGUCUUCGUCGGAUCAGGGAUUUUCAAGAGCGGCGACCCGGCCAGGAGGGCGCGGGCAAUUGUACAGGCGGUGACACACUACAGCGACCCAGAAGUGCUGGCUGAGGUUAGCUGUGGGAUUGGAGAGCCAAUGGUUGGGAUCAAUCUCAAUGAUCACAAGGUGGAGAGGUAUGCCAAUCGUUCUGAAUAAGAAUUUCCCCCUCAAAAAGGCUAUAGAAUGAUCCAAUUUAGUUUCUGCAGAGGUUCUUAUGGAAAUCUAAGUGUAUUGCUCAAAAUAUUUGAUUCAUACUUUGUAUGAACCGUAGUAUGUUUGUGGUGAUUUUUGUUUUAAGUUUCAGUGAAGGUGUUUACUUUUUGUAAUCCAUUGUCAUGGAAGGGAUCUGAGAUGUAUUCUCAAGCCCUCCCUAAUGCUCUUGUGAUGCAUUGUUUUUCACACUGCUUUGGAAUUUGAAAUUUUGUGCUUGAAAUUUAUCUAGAAAAGGAUAGUAUCAAGAAAAUUUAAUGUCAGUUUCUGGAGUAGGGCGAAAAGGUCUUUCCAAAGUA